AUGCCUGUCGUGAUCGCCGAGAGCCAACCUGCAAGGGCGCGCAAGCCAACCAAGAACGAGCAGCGACGGGCGAAGAAGAAAGAGCGAAAGCGAGAGUCCUCUGUCGCACCUUCAGAGCAGUCCGACGCAAGCCAGCCGGUGCCUCCGCCUCAAGAUGACCUCGUUCAAGAUGUCGUCGCAGUCGACGAUGCAACCGACGAACUCCCUCCGGACGAUCCUCUUUUCUCGCAGUUUGCAGAUGUGUUCGCCAAGUUCAACGAGGAUGACAAGGAGGACCCCGCGUUGAAAGAGCCUGAGAAACCAGAAGUCUUCUAUGACGAUGACGACAACAUACAAGGUGAGGACGAAGAAGAGGAGACCCAGCAGAAGCUGUCGAAAAAGCAGAGGAAAGCGAUCAACAAACUCAGCAUUGCCGAGUUGAAAGCCAUCGUCCGCAAGCCUGAGAUUGUCGACUGGACCGAUGUCUCAGCACAAGAUCCCAAGCUACUCGUCAACAUCAAGGGUGCCCGAAAUGUGGUCCCAGUACCUGCACAUUGGAGUCUGAAGCGAGAGUACCUGAGCAGCAAGCGCGGUAUCGAGAAGCCCGGCUUCGCCUUGCCCAAAUUCAUCGCAGAAACCGGCAUUCAGGACAUGAGAGAUGCUGCUCUUGAGAAGCAGGCAGAGGCAACUCUCAAGCAAAAGCAACGCGAGCGCGUACAGGGCAAGACCGGAAAGCUGGACAUCGACUAUCAGAAACUCUACGAGGCGUUCUUCCGCCGUCAGACGAAGCCGAGCUUGACGCGCUACGGUGAAGUAUACUACGAGGGCAAGGAGUUCGAGACGAACCUCAAGCAUCUACGUCCUGGCGAGCUCGGUGAGGAGUUGAAAGAGGCACUCAAUAUGCCACCUGGCGCACCACCGCCAUGGCUCAUCAACCAGCAGAAAGUAGGUCCUCCCCCCUCUUAUCCAGCCCUCAAGAUCCCCGGCCUCAAUGCACCUCCUCCCCCUGGCGGACAGUGGGGUUUCCACCCAGGCGGCUAUGGCAAACCGCCAGUAGAUGACGCGAAUCGGCCGCUCUACGGUGGUGAUGUGUUUGGUCUGUCAGAUGGCAAGGAAGAGUCGAAAGACAAGGAGGAGCAGAGAGUAGAGCCCGUGGACAAGAGUCUGUGGGGAGAGCUUCAAGCACCGCAAGAGGAGGAAGAGGAGGAAGAGGAAGAUGAUGAGGAAGAAGACGAGGAGGAGGAUGACGAGAGUGGCAGGAAGACGGGCUUGGAGACUCCUUUUGGCGGCACCGAGACACCAGGUGGCAUCACGAGCACUGUUCCGACCGACUUCAUGGGAUCACGGGGCAUGGCGGACGAGAUGAACUUGCGAAAGCAGCGCGUGGGCACAGAGACAGAGGCGAGCUCUCAUCCCCGAUCUGCUGGGCAGGUGCUCAAAGAGCACUCGAUUCAAGCGGAGGGUUUCUUUGGUGGCGAGCGCGCAUACGACUUAUCUGGGUCUUCGAACAUGCCUGUGCUGGGAUCGGAGCGCGACGAUCGUGGCCGCAAGCGCAAGGCGGGAGACCUGGACGUUUCCAUGGAUCCGGAUGCCUUGGCGAGAGAUGAUCGUAUGUCAAAGGAGGAGUUGGCUAGGCGGUACGAAGCAGAGAGGGUGCAGCAGAACAGUGGCGGAUGGCAAGGCGGUGCAUCGGAAGAUUUCAGUGGAUUGGUGGCAGAGGAGACGGCGAAGAGACAGAAGAGAGAUCGGGAGCGGGCUGCAGGCAGAGGAGGGCGGAGAUGA
Zasmidium cellare ATCC 36951 is the source of this 1761-nucleotide messenger RNA. RefSeq lists its product as uncharacterized. Gene Ontology annotation, biological process: mRNA splicing, via spliceosome. The transcript is spliced from 2 exons. The coding region runs from base 1 to 1761 and encodes 586 amino acids. The record is from RefSeq and is a predicted model, not a curated record. Gene Ontology annotation, cellular component: nucleus; precatalytic spliceosome; catalytic step 2 spliceosome. Lineage: Eukaryota; Fungi; Ascomycota; Dothideomycetes; Mycosphaerellales; Mycosphaerellaceae.